CCAUCAUCGCAGAAACGCACUGACUUGUUUUCACUGGUGAAGGUUUGAGCUUAUUCAAACUUGGUUUGAGCAUGUCAGAAUGGAUAUUAGAGCUCGAUGAUUUCAGAAAAAUUAGAGAAAAGUUGAAUGUUUGGUGGUGUUUGAAUGAAGGCUCGGGAGAGAAGCGGAGGAACAGAAGAGGAUUCCAUCACCGCAUGAGCGCUGGAGACGUGAAUCACUUCGUUGGAUAUUAGAGAGGCGCGCUGAAGCUCACAGGCCAAUCCAUCAUAAACUCAUGGACAUAAGCAGUUCCUCCUUCAACAUGAACAACUACAACGGCACAAUAAUGUCUGAGAAUACCACCAACGGCAAUUAUUCAGUAAAAACGCCCCCACCAGUUUUCUACAGUGAGGUCACUACAGUGAUCUACACUACUGUUUUCAUUGUGGGUUUCUUUGGUAACGCAUUAGUUAUCUAUAUAGUGGCCCGCUACACCAAAAUGAAGACAGUAACCAACAUGUACAUCCUGAAUUUAGCUAUGGCAGAUGAACUCUACAUCAUGGGAAUCCCCUUCAUAGGGACCCAAAGUGUGCUCUUCUACUGGCCAUUUGGUGAAUUCCUCUGCAAAGUGUUCAUGACCACUGAUGGCAUGAGCCAGUUCGCCUCCACCUUCUGUCUGACGCUGAUGAGCAUUGAUCGCUUCCUCGCUGUUGUAUAUCCCAUUCGCAGCGCUAAAUGGCGGAAGCCAUGGGUGGCCAAGAUUUUCAGUGCCCUGGCAUGGAUUGUUUCCUUCCUGAUGGUGUUGCCGGUCACCGUGUUCUCGCAUGUGCAGGAGUACGACACUUGCAACAUAAGCUGGCCUGACCCGUCAGGCGUGUGGUCAGCUGUUUUUAUUCUGUACACAUCCAUCAUGGGUUUCUUUGGUCCUUUGGUUGUCAUCUCCCUUUGCUAUCUACUUAUUAUUAUCAAGGUGAAGUCUGCAGGCGUGCGUGCAGGCCUGACUAAGCGGCGCAAGUCAGAGCGCAAGGUGACACGGAUGGUGGUGAUCAUAGUGGUGGUCUUUGUACUUUGUUGGCUGCCCUUUUUUACAAUCAACUUUAUCAACCUGUUUUAUGUCAUACCAGAGGACAAAAUUGCUGCAGUAGUCUACUUUUCCCUGGUAAUCCUUACCUAUGUAAACUCCUGUGCCAACCCAGUCCUCUACGGUUUCCUGUCGGACAAUUUCAAGCAGAGCUUUAAGAAAGUGUUUUGCUUCUACAAAAAGAAGAGUGCUAAAGCUACGGAACCAGUGGGGACCACACAGAAUAUUGAUAAGAAAAUAGAAAGACAAAGGAAACCUACCAAGAUUUGGCCUAACCUUGCAGGCUUGUCAAGGAGAACAUUAACCAAAAGAAGCGACCAUGAGUUGGAGGAGCUGCAGAGAACCACAGCUCAGAUCACAAGGACCCCUGACAUUGAACCUUUCGCCUUAAAACCUGUAGUAAAUGGCCAGUGAUUGGUCCCAUUUAGCUGACCCAGCUUGCACUGGUGGGCCACAAGGAACUCGGACAUUUUACCCAUGGGGCUUUAUACGGACAUGGAAUUUCCUGAUUUUAUUUCAGUUAGCCCCUUCUCUCACUUGGGCAUCUCUUAAGAGGCUCACUGGACUCACUGCUUUUUGUAUUUUCAUGUAUUUGGACACUGCAACAGACUGACUGUAAACAUUUAUUUUUUGAGAGACUUAUCGAAUUUUCAAAUGAUUUUAAUUACUUCAGACUUACUUUUUUUUGGUUUCUUUUAGUAUGGUCUUUUUUUUCAAGAAGUGAUAUUGCUCUUUUAAUUUGCUGUCUAUACCAUUCGUUGUGUCUGUAUUUUUUUAUACUGACUGUUAUUUAGCACUGAAAGACAUCUGCAAAGGAUGCGUCAUGUUGAAUGGCUCACCGCUAGAGGACCAAAUCAGAGUGGCUUUGUUUAUUCACUGGCAGGAAUCAGUUGAUUGGUGGUGCACUUGAUGGGGCUUUCAUGGACAAGUGUCUGUUUGAGGCAACCAACUUAUUAUAAAAGCAAUUAAACAAUGCAAAAGACAUGUACAUUAUGCUAACUUUACCAUAUAACCCAUGGUUUUUAAAUAGUUUACCUUUUGUUAUCUACAUAGUCCACAAGUCUAAGAAAUUGAAACAACUCAGUAAUAUAGUCCUGAACAUCUUUGGAAACCUAUAAAGCACAAUGUUUUCAAAAUGUAUAUAAAUGUAUAUACUGUAUAUAUUGUAUAUUUUGGGGGCUCCCAAAACCUUGAGGCCCUGCCCUAUGCCCUUGGUAAAGUCAGGCCCUAGCAAUGAGAUGUUUGGUAUUUAGCUCAUUUUGUCUACUAAGAUUUGAUUCAUUUAUUGGUUAUUACCCUUACCCCAAUCAGCCAUAACGUAAGGACCACUGACAGAUAAUCUAACACUGCUCAUCUUUAUACAACAUAACUAUCUGUUGAUUAAAUUUGCACCCUGCUUGCUUUCAUGUGGGGGUCCUCGCCACCUGUGUAGAUUUUGUCGAGGAUUAAUCACAGCCCCCUAAAAGGCAGCAGCACUCAUCUGCACGAUGAGCCUCCCCUGCCAGCUAGGCAGCAACGCAUCCUGAAAGCAAGUCUCCUUGCUCCCCACAUUCUGAUUGGACUGGAUCUAAAGGCAUCUGUUGGAAGCACACCCAGUCCCAGAGACCCCCAACAAUCCGGUACCAGACAUUGCCUUCCGGUACCAGAUGUUGUUGGUCCACAUUCUAAUUAGUCAAAGCUUUAGUUUUAGGAGAAAAUGAAGAACCUGUAGUUCAUAAUCUCAUAUAUAGCUGAUUGUUGCCAGCUGUUAUUAUAUGUAUUACAUUGUCAAGUUCUCAGUCUGGAAUGUUUGCAGUAUUUUGGUUUGUAUUGCAACAGUAAGAGAGAAAACUAACCUCCUGGCUGCCUUGAGAGGGCCUCAUUCUAGGGCUGUAUUUUGACUUGUUAAUUUUUUACACAUGUUUUUGUAAUGUGAAAAAUGUCUUGAAAUAGGACAGCCAAGUGUUUUUUCGCUCUUUGUCUUAUCUCCAUUUUCUGCAGUUAAAGUGAUGGAUGAUGUGAUGACGUAUACAACAAAAACAUCUCUUUUUCUUGUUUUUCUACUGAAACAGGCAUUUCUUCACAGGUGUAUCCUGAGCCCAUCAAAAUAUUAAGAACGCUUAUUAAGAACGAAUAUUAAGAUGUUUGAGCUUGUUUGAAAACCUAACCAAGUAAAUACACUGAUUAUAAGACAGGAGACAACACUCUUUUUUGUGUGAUAAUGUGGUUUCUGAAAUGAAAGGUCAUUCUGAACAUAGCUCAUAGAACAUAAAUCAUUAAAUGAGUAUGGUAUUAUGAAUAUUCUUACACCCUAAUUUUUGAAAAAAAAAUCUUUCAGUUCAAGGUUUUUACAAAAUUAGAAAAUAUAAAAAAUGCUCUGAUCUCUACUAGCUUCCAAAAUUGUUAGUCUAGUGACAAAUUACUAGAUAAUUGCUAAAGAUAAAACAUUGGAAUGAUCUAUUAAACAAAAUGAAGCCAAUAUGAAAAACUGUUCACCCCAGCAUGCAGUUCCUUCAGUUACUCGAGGUAGACCCUUUCUUUACACAUUUUUCCACCCGUUUCUUGAAACAACAUGACUUCCGUCUUAGUUUGACUCAAAUUUGGUGAAGAUUUACCUACCUGAAAAAUUGCCUUAUAUUUGAUAGUUUGGUAUACAAGAAACUCAACUCAAUAACUUUAAGGUGCAAAACAACUCCAAAUCAUCCUUCCACCACUAUCCAUGACAGUUUGAUAUUGACAGAUAUUUCCACUUUAGGGUCAUCUAUCUAAAGGUCAAUGUCCAAGGUCAAAUCUGUUCAAAGGUACAGACAUUUUUAGGUGCAUUCAGAGGAAGCUUUGCAAAUCUAAUUUGUGCUUUCCUGUUCUUUAUGGAGAGAGGGGGCUUUCUCCUGGUAACCCUUUUAAACAAGCCUUACAUAUUUGAUCUGUUUUAUAUAUCAUGUCAGGCACUUUGGUUUCAUUUUUUCUGAAUCUCUAAUAACAGUGUAGAAUCUGUUUUUGUUUUUUGUACAGCUAAUGAAAGAAGGUGUACUUUCUUUUUAUCAAUGAAUAUCUGCCUUUACUCCAAUGUAUCACUGCUGACACGUGCCACAAUAAAGCAAAGCUUAUACACGUAUCUUAUGAA
Molecule: messenger RNA, 4163 nt
Organism: Girardinichthys multiradiatus
Lineage: Eukaryota; Metazoa; Chordata; Actinopteri; Cyprinodontiformes; Goodeidae
Product: somatostatin receptor type 5-like
Exons: 5
Coding region: 275-1474 (399 amino acids)
Biological process (GO): cellular response to glucocorticoid stimulus; neuropeptide signaling pathway; regulation of insulin secretion
Cellular component (GO): neuron projection; membrane
Molecular function (GO): somatostatin receptor activity; neuropeptide binding
Source: RefSeq, a predicted model, not a curated record